This is a messenger RNA of Aspergillus campestris IBT 28561, 1022 nucleotides long. RefSeq lists its product as uncharacterized. Lineage: Eukaryota; Fungi; Ascomycota; Eurotiomycetes; Eurotiales; Aspergillaceae. Bases 379 to 930 code for a protein of 183 amino acids. The transcript has a single exon. The record is from RefSeq and is a predicted model, not a curated record.
GAAUCUUUCUCCACCUCAUGCUGAUUGAUCUCCCGUCUGUUUUUCUUUUUCCAUGCUUGUAAGCAGUCAAUUCCCCUGUCUCCCCUGUCUGUCUGCCAAGGAUGGUCGCUGUUUCUGUUCCUUACUGUAGGAGUGUGGUACGCUUGCGCUUCGGACCGUGGGGAUUCAGUUCCUUCUUCCUCUUCCUCUUCCUCUUCCUCUUCCUCUUCCUCCGUAGCAUUGGCUGCCUUCUAUCUCUCUCUUCUUGUAAUUUACUUUCUUUCUUUCUUUUCUUUUUCCUUCCCGUCUUCGUUGGUUGACUCCAUCAAGAUAAAUCCCCGAAGGUCGUCAUCAAGCCAAGCCACGCAGAGUGGCGACUGUCCUGAUUCGCAUAGUGCCAUGGAAACCUACUGCUCCUCGCACAUUAGCUCGAGUCGACACACCCCCGACACUGGCGUCGGGUGGCCUUGUGAAGGGUGGCAGAGGGGGUUGCCUUCUCCGAGUCCAAUCUCCUUACGACCGUGUAGAAAUGAAAUGAGCCGACGAUGGAUUCCCGCUUUUCCUCCAAGCGCUCGCUCUCUUAUUGUGGAGUCGCCAGCCCGUUCCGACUGUCGAUCCUUGGCUGACGUUGGUGGUGUUUUCGAUUCAUUCUGUUGUUUUCUCUUUUUUCAUCAUUUUAUUUUCUCUAUUUCGUUGUCUUUUUUUUUUUUUUUUUUUGUUUUCUUUUUUCCCGUCUUUCUUUCUUCUUGUGACAUUGAGGGUGCAAGGAGAGGGUUGCAUGUCUUUCUUUUUUCUUUUCUUUUUUUUCCCCUGUCAGAUGUCGUCCGACCUGAUCCCUCCUGUCUCGACCCGUGGAUCACCGAUCUAAAUCUCAAAACAGAUAAAGAAUACCAAGUCAUAGUAAAAGUCGGAUUCAUCACGAAGAUCACAAACACCAAAACAACUAGAUGAGAGAUGUCAAAUAGUCCUCGAAUGCCAAACCAAAGGACUAAGUUAAAUACAAUCCACGCAGAAAGAAACAUGUAAACAAAUCAAGUAGAGUG